Penicillium odoratum is the source of this 459-nucleotide messenger RNA. RefSeq names its product EMC6 family protein. Lineage: Eukaryota; Fungi; Ascomycota; Eurotiomycetes; Eurotiales; Aspergillaceae. The transcript has 2 exons. Gene Ontology annotation, cellular component: endoplasmic reticulum; membrane; EMC complex. The coding region runs from base 1 to 459 and encodes 152 amino acids. Gene Ontology annotation, biological process: protein folding in endoplasmic reticulum; autophagosome assembly. The record is from RefSeq and is a predicted model, not a curated record.
AUGGCGCCAACAAAGCAGGAACUAUCCCUGAUAAUCAACCCUCUCGUCCCAGAGGCCGUUCAGCAUAAUAAUCGCGUCCUCUCCUCCCUCCACAGCCUAACAUCCUUCCUUCUCGGUCUCAGCGCCGGAAUCCUCGCCCUUCAAUCCGCGGCAGGCUUCAUCUUCUAUUUCACCGGUACCGUCCUCGUAUCCGGCCUCUUCCACCUUGUUAUCCUCAAGCGCUCUGGUGGCGCAGGGGCAGGCGCUUUCUUCCCCGGUGCUGGGGGUGAGAUCGAGGGCAGUGUUAAGAUGGAUAAGUCUGGGGUUGUGAGUAUGGAUCUUGGGGGGAGGAAGGAUCGGAGACAGUUCGUGCUUAGGAAGGGAGCUUGGAGGGAUCUUUGGUUUGGGGGUGGUGUUGUUUCGGAGGCUUUGAGUGGAUUUGUGCUUGGGUGGGCUGGUGUGGGAGGUGUUUUGAGGUGA